GAAUAAAAUAUCUAGCGAAAUAUUGUGUAAGCAUAUAAUCAUGAUGUGUCCGCGUGAAGGAUAUAUGUGAGUAGACUCGCAGAUUGUGUGAGAGUGUGUGUGGGUGCACGACGAAAUGUCUUGAAGGUGCUUCAACCAGAAUUAGUUAAAAUGGAUUCAGAUUUACUGCUUUUUAAUUGUAAGCUAGGCUAUUUUGGUGGACUGAGUGCAGGCGAUUAUACAUUUUUCUGCGUUCAUAUAGCCAUAUAAUUAUAGCACCGCAUCCACUAUACGGCCCCCGAUUGACACCAUGCCUGUUGAUGCUUCGGACGAGUGCUCUUCGUCAAAGGAUCCUCGAUAUCAGGUAUUUUGGGGCGGUUUGGAGCUUAUUAUGAGAGAGUGAAUAGUACCUGGUAUAUUAUGAAAAGGUUCCCCACCCUAUAAAGAAGAGCAGAAGGCUGUAACACAGUUUAGGCUGUGUACUGUAUGGUUGUCUGGAUAAAGUUGUACAACAACAUAUCAUACCAGGCUUUUGCCAGACAAUCCUUUCUCGGAUUCGGCGACACCCAAGCAAGAUAAGAUAGUUGUGUGCCCUUGAGUUCGACCUCCGUUCGCUAAAAAGGAUAUCCCUGCAUUUGUUAUAUUGGAACCUUAAUUCUAAAUAGCAAAUCAAAAUGGCUAACAGCACAGAAGAGAUCUGCACGGCCACAGAUAGCGACCAUUUCUUCCUGAUCGUCAUGUCAUGUGUCAUCUUUUUGAUGCAGAUGGGUUUCGCUUUCCUCGAAGCUGGAUCGGUCCGGGCAAAAAACACAACCAACAUUCUGCUUAAAAACAUGCUCGAUGUUUGUAUUGGAGCGGUAGCUUACUGGGCCAUCGGCUACGCCUUCGCAUUUGGAAAGCAAGCAAAUGCGUUCAUUGGCUACCGGUAUUUCUUUUUCGAGAGUCUUCCGGCAUGCCUCUACUCUCACUUCUUCUUUCAUUUUGUGUUUGCUGCCACGGCGGCCACUAUCGUCUCCGGGGCCAUGGCGGAGCGUACGGAGUUUAUGGCCUACUUUGUCUAUUCCAGCGCCAUAACUGGAUUCAUAUAUCCAGUCGUGGUACAUUGGGCUUGGUCUAGCGAAGGUUGGCUUGCCAACGGACCAUCAGGUCUUGCUUACCAGGAUUUUGCAGGUAGUGGAGUGGUUCAUUGUGUCGGAGGAGCUGCUGCUUUGGUCGGAGCCGCCAUCCUAGGCCCUCGUAUUGGUCGCUACGAUGAGAAUGGCAAACCUAAAGAGAUCUCUGGUCAUACAGUCCCGAUGGUUGCUCUUGGUGGCUUCAUUCUCUUCUUCGGAUUCUUUGCCUUCAAUGGCGGUUCCCAAGCAAGCAUCUCGACAGAAGGCGAUGGAACUACGGUCUCUUUGGCUGUGGUCAAUACCAUCAUCUCAGGGGCUUGCGGUGCUCUGGUCGCCUUGGUCAUCAAGAGGAUUGGUUUCAGCGGAAGCUACUGGUCGCUUCUGACCACUAUCAACGGUGGAUUGACUGGAAUGGUUGCAAUCUGUGCUGGGUGUGACGCCGUAUACCCAUGGGGAGCAGCGAUCAUUGGUGCUGUAGCUGGUGCUGCGUACAUGAUGUGGAGUUCUAUGAUGGUUUCUGUCCGGGUUGAUGAUCCUUUGGAUGCCAUUGCAGUACACCUCGGAGGCGGCCUUUGGGGAGUGUUAGCGGUGCCCCUCUUCGACAUGAACGACGGCAUAGUUUUUACUUUCUCAAAGACCGCAUGGCAGUCCUUUGGUUGGAAUCUUCUGGGAGUCUUUGUCAUCACAAGCUGGACUUCUGUUCUUUCUUUAGUUCUCUUCGGUUUGAUGCAGGCUUGUGGCAUCCUUCGCGUCUCUCCGGAGAUGGAGAUGAAAGGUCUGGAUAUACCCAAACACGGUGAGCCUGCGUACCCCUUAGAAAGCUACGGACACGGAUGGGCCGAGUCUAACCAAGACAACGGUGUAAAUGGGCACCCACUCGGUCAAGUACAGGAAUAUACGAAUUCCGCCUUUGAGGGCGCUGUAGCGAUAGAUAAUCCUUCUUAUACCGACAAGGGAGACGGAAACGAUCUUCCUCUCUGAAACUUCAUUGCUGUUUUGAUAACCUCGCAUAGCAACACGAUGUGGCUAUGUUUCCAAUGUUGUUGGCCAUUUAGAAUCCAACCAAUUUUAGAACAAGUUUAUGGUUUACCUAUAACCCAAGUAGGUGACAUUAAGAUGCCCGAUAUUAUUCACGGUAAUGAAAAGAAUCUAACCUGAUCUAUUCGAAUUUAAUGAUUGUUCAAAAAUAUGUGAAACUUAUCAAAGGAGGUUGGAGUAAACUCCUUCAAAAUAUAACAAAUUAUAAACAUUUAUAAUGUUCUUUAUGAAACGUUUCAUACGACAAGCAGCCCUACUUGUCAUGCAAUAUAAACUCCACGAUUAUUAUUUUUUAAGGUUUAUGACGACUUGAUAGUGGAUGCGUACAUAAAAUAAUGUGUGAAUUGUUAGAUGCACGGGUCACCAACGUAACCAUGGUAACGAUCUCUCCCUGUGAAAACUAAAAACAAUGUCAGACUGGUGCUUAGUUUAUGCAACUUGAUUUUUUUUUUAUAUUGCUUAUCCGUACUCCUUCCAAUAGAUAAAGUGCCUUAAACAUCAUUGUUGUAAAUAUCUUUGCCAUCUCUUUUGUCCGAAUCGGUAUUAUUUUAUCAUCACCAUGUCAUCAUCAUCCCGAUCAUCUCACUACCGCCAGCAUCGUUAUUACAAAAACAAAAAGCAAGUGCCCUAAACAUUGUUGUUGUAAUUAUCAGCGUCAUAGAUAUCGUCCGAAUCAGCAUUACUUUUAUCAUCAUAAUUAUCAUCAUCCUCUCGCUACCGCCAGAAUCAUUAUUAUAAAAAAGCAAGGGCCUUAAACAUCAUCGUUGUAAUUAUCAAUGUCAUUUAUACCAUCCGGAACAGGAUUACUUUUAUCUUCAUAAUUAUCAUCAUCAUCUCGCUACCACCAGCAUCAUUAUUAUGUGGAAGAGCCGUGUUGUAGUGGUUCUGACUCUCGCCUUGUAAACAGAGGGUCGUGUGUUCGAAUCCCACCGCGGUCUAGCGUCCUUUGGCAAGGCGUUAAUCCACACUUUGCCACUCUCGACCCAGGUGCUAAAUGGGUACCCGGUAGGAUGCGAAAGACAUUGUACGUUUGAUUUUGCCAGCGCCAUAAUGAGGCUGCGAUGAAUGCAAGGAAUACUCCCCGGGGAGUGGAUAUUGUGCACUCUUCGUGCGGGAUUGAAAUGAAUCCAAUGACCGGGGUAAUAAUAUGCUGUAACGCGCUUUGAGCCAUUCAGGGAAAAGCGCUUUAUAAAAAUUGGCUAUUAUUAUUAUUAUUAUUACAAAAAAAGUAAAUGUCUUAAACAUCAUUGUUGUAAUUAUCAAUGUCAUUUUUAUUGUGCGAAUCUGCAUUAUAUUAGCACUAUCAUUAUAUCAUCUCAUACCGCCAGCAUUAUUGUUACUAAAAAGGUUAACAUACUCGCUAUUAUCACUGAUAUUAAUAGUAGUAGGGGUAGUAUUAAAAGUAGUAUAGAGUAGUUCAGUCACUGUCUUUCUAGCCAAGUCAUUCUAUUAGUAUAUUUUUUAAUAUCCAAUUUAUUGUUGAUUAAAUUAUGUAAUAUUAAUUUCGCAUUUCUAUGAUUAUUUAAACUCGUACAUUUUAUGGAGUAUGAUUUGUUAUUCUUGUGUAUUAAACUUAACAGUUUUUUGUGUAUUAAUAGUGAUAAACAUGACAACUUCAUAUUUUUAUACGCUGCAUAAUAAAUGAUCACAUUGAUUAUCAAACAA
Lytechinus pictus (painted urchin) is the source of this 3794-nucleotide messenger RNA. RefSeq names its product putative ammonium transporter 1. Gene Ontology annotation, cellular component: plasma membrane. NCBI's taxonomy places the organism in Eukaryota, Metazoa, Echinodermata, Echinoidea, Temnopleuroida, Toxopneustidae. Bases 654 to 2072 code for a protein of 472 amino acids. Gene Ontology annotation, biological process: ammonium homeostasis; ammonium transmembrane transport. The record is from RefSeq and is a predicted model, not a curated record. The transcript has 12 exons. Gene Ontology annotation, molecular function: ammonium channel activity.